This is a messenger RNA of Cooperia oncophora, 546 nucleotides long. Lineage: Eukaryota; Metazoa; Nematoda; Chromadorea; Rhabditida; Trichostrongylidae. The record is from the annotation of a GenBank genome assembly.
AUGAGUUGCAGUGGAUCCCUAAUCUCACCGCGUCACGUCCUUACGGCCGCACAUUGUGCGAUUGAGAACCUAGACGAGACGAUGGUUAAGGGCAAAUGCGACGGAGUGUUGAAGAACUACGUGCUAUCAGAGAACAAGCCAAAAGAUUUCACCGUAUACGUCGGCACCCGUUGUAAUCCUCCCGAGGAGUGUAGCAGUAAGCGCUCUGUUACAAAGGUUUUUUUCGACAAAAAAAUGAACUUCUGCGUGCGGAAAGUACAGAAAGGGGAGCUGUACGAUUGGCUGGUCACACACGAUCUUGCAAUCCUCGAACUCAGUAAGGAAGUUGGCAGCAAGGAUGCCGUUCCAAUUUGUUUACCGCACCGUGAACUUUCACUGGCAAAAGAACUUCAGGCUGCUGGGACUGGACUUCAGAGUUCGAAGUCGAUUAUCGGCCACAAAAUUGCUACAAUUCCAUUCAUCACAGAAGACCACCAUGAAGUAAUUCUGGGACAGAGCAAUAGAACUUCUGUCUUCAUGGUCCCUGCAACUGAGAAAGGAGCCUGA